Molecule: messenger RNA, 1759 nt
Organism: Diabrotica virgifera virgifera (western corn rootworm)
Lineage: Eukaryota; Metazoa; Arthropoda; Insecta; Coleoptera; Chrysomelidae
Exons: 2
Coding region: 864-1697 (277 amino acids)
Molecular function (GO): protein dimerization activity
Source: RefSeq, a predicted model, not a curated record
UUUAUUAAAACAUUGACAAUAUAUAGGCGAGCCGCUGUAAAAUUACCACUGAACAACGUACUACGGACGAAGUUUAACAGGAAAGACCUUGAACAGCAACCAGAUGCGGUACAGUGUUGUACCACAGCGUCCGUCGUAUAUAUUUCAGUAAUUUUAGAACGGCCCGACUUUAAUAUAAGUAAACCUACAUUAUGCUAGUAGGUUAAAAAUAAUUAUCUCUUUACUUUAAGCUGGAGCACAUUCUGUUGGACUAAUGGUGGAUGGAUGGUCCAAUAUUAGGAACGAGGCUGUCCUAAACUUUGUUGUAACAACUCCAAAGCCAUUCCUUUUUAAAAUUAUGCCCACAGGCACUGCACCUCAUACUGCAGAAUAUAUGCCAAAAACCCUUGGUGCAGUAAUACGUGAAAUCGGUCCCCGAAAGGUAUUUGGUAUAGUCACAGACAAUGCAGCAAACAUGAAAGCUGCUUGGGCCUUGAUUGAAAAUGAUUUUGAUAAUAACAUUUUUACCUAUGGAUGCUUUGCUCAUUCUCUUAAUUUAAUAUUUACCGAUCUCAAAAAUUUAACAAGUCUGAAAUCGUUUACUGCCGAGGCUGUUGCCCUUACAAAGGCCAUCCGACAAAGCCACAUAUUAUCUGCGUGGGUAAAGGAAAAACAAAACGAAUUAAAAAUAAGUUGCAGUCUUAAACUCCCAGUGCCUACCAGAUGGGGAUCAUUAGUUCUUUGUCUACAAUCAUUGCUUGCUAACAAACAAAUAAUAAAAAGGAUGGCUAUCAAUGAAGAAGUUGAAAAGGCAGUAAGCAAACACCCAUCUUUAAAAAAAUGCUCUAAGCGAUAUAUUUUGGGACCGGGUACAAGGAUACAUUAUGCUUCUGGAACCAAUUGCUAACACAAUUACCUCUGUAGAAGGUGACACACCAACGAUUUCAAAAUGUCUGCAUUUAUUUAAAAAAAUGGUUAACACCUCAUUAGAAAAUGUCACUAAAAGUCCAUUGUUAUCCAAAGAGGAAGCAGAUACAAGGGCAAUUUUUGAAAAUCGGAAGAAGUUUGCUAUUUAUAGUGUUCAUUUUGUAGCUAACCUUUUGGAUCCAAAAUAUCGUGGCUGCGAACUUAGCUCAGAUGAGAUGACUGAUGCGACAGAAGUCAUAUACAAGGUAGCACAGAAGAUGCCAGAUGUCGAUGAAGCAGCCGUCUUAGCUGACGUUGUCAAUUUUAUUGCAAAAGAAGGACUAUUCAAAAAGGCUUUUCUAUGGAAUGAGGACACAAUUGCAGCUAUCAGCCCUAUUGCCUGGUGGAGUGGUCUUUGCUCAAAUACCGCACUCUCCAAGUUGGCGAUUCGUUUUCUAGAGUUGCCAGCGACAUCAGCAGCAUGUGAAAGAUCCUUUUCUUCAUAUUCGGGAAUUCACACCAACAAGAGAAACGGGCUGACCAAUACUCGAGCGUCAAAAAUCGGGUAUGUGGCUCAUAAUUUAAAAUUAAUGGCUGAACUACAGCCAAGUGAAUCAUCCAGUUCAGAAUCAAUUGCUGGCCCUAGCUUCACAGUCAAUCCUGCAUUAGAAUCUGAACCGGAACCAAUGAUAAUAUCCAAUUCAGAUCAGUCGGAGUCUGUCUUUGAAAGUGAUGAAGAGGAAGCUUCAGAGUCUGAAGAAAAUGCAGAUAGCGACGGGACGGAUCAGUGUUCAUUUAAGGGAUUCGGUUAAUUAAUUGAACCUUUUCAAUCAUUAAGACGUUGUUUUUUUAUUUGAUAAAUUUUUAUUACUUA